Molecule: messenger RNA, 2628 nt
Organism: Helianthus annuus (common sunflower)
Lineage: Eukaryota; Viridiplantae; Streptophyta; Magnoliopsida; Asterales; Asteraceae
Product: homeobox protein BEL1 homolog
Exons: 4
Coding region: 509-2356 (615 amino acids)
Biological process (GO): regulation of transcription by RNA polymerase II
Molecular function (GO): RNA polymerase II cis-regulatory region sequence-specific DNA binding; DNA-binding transcription factor activity, RNA polymerase II-specific
Source: RefSeq, a predicted model, not a curated record
UGACCCCCAUAGCCUUUUAGAAAGAGAGAACGUAUAGAUGCUUUUGUUGUAUGCAUAUUUAUGUAAUGAUGUUGAUCAUGAUAUGAUGAUGAACAUACCAUGAAAAUCUUCAUCGUCAUCAACAGUAAAGAAGAAUAUCUUAAUAUCUUAUGAUCACAUAUAUAUCCAAGCUUCCUUUUCAUAUGUUUUGUUUUCAUGGUACCAUUUUCUUUUGACACUUUCUGCUUCAUUUCCUCCACCGUCCACCACCACCACAACCUCUAAUCAAUCUCUCUCUCUCUCUCUAAAACUUUUUUUUUCCACUUUUUCUUGGUAUAAAGGUGAAGCUUUUAAAUUUGCUUUUUGUUCUUGUUGGAUUCCCACAUGUUUUUUAUUAGAAAGAUGAGUUCUUUUUAGAUCUUUAUGAGUAUUUUUGUGACUGCAAAAGGACUAGCUUUAUAAAGAUUAAAACAAGAUUGAAUUUUUGAUAUUUUUUUUUUUAAGUUUUCAUCAUCAUAUAUGAAUUGAAAUGGCUGAAGAAGAGAAGAUGAUGAGAGGGGAUAAUAUUAUGGUGGACAGUUCUACAGGUAACUACAACUGUUACUCUGAAGAUAAUCAUCAUCACCCUAAUGCUACAACUACCUUUGAAACAAGCCCUUUAGAGAUCUACAACUUUGAGUCACACAACUCAGUGAGUCACAACUCAGCUCUUUUCUGGAAAGGACCUUCUCCUUCUUCCAAACCCAUCACUGAUUCAGAUUUCUAUCACUUUGAUGAGUCAUCUCUUCAAAGAUGUGUGUUUCCUUGUGAACCAAAUGAAAGGCCAAGUCAAGGUCUUUCUCUUUCUCUCUCUUCAGCUAACCCUUCUUCAAUAGGGUUACAGUCAUUUGAGCUUGUAAGACCACAAGAACACCAUUUUCAACAUCAUCACCACCAAGGGUAUUUUGGGAAACCCAUGACUAUGGAUCAUGACAUGAUGAUUCAAGAUAGGUUUUUGGGAAAGCCAGGAAAUAUAAUUAAUAGUAGUGGUGGUGAUGGUGAUGGUGGUAGUGGUAGUGGUGGUGGUGGUGGCUAUAAUAACCAUCAAAGUGCACACUACAACAUAAGAAACUCAAGGUACUUAGUUCCGGCACAAGAACUACUCACUGAGUUCUGUAAUCUUGCAUCAAAGCAAAGUGAUCAUUCACCAAAAGCAAAGGCUCCAGCUACAACUUCAAAUCCAUGGCAAGAUCAUGACAACUUGAAUGAUGCUAGUUCUUCAAAAACCAAAUCUUUAUCUUCUAUUGAGUUUAUGGAAUUACAAAAAAGAAAAACCAAGCUCCUCCAAAUGCUAGAAGAGGUUGAUAGAAGAUACAGGCAUUAUUGUGAUCAGAUGAAAACAGUUGUGUCCUCAUUUGAAGCAGUGGCUGGUCAUGGUGCUGCAAAAGUCUACUCAUCCUUGGCUUCAAAGGCAAUGUCAAGGCAUUUUAAAUGUUUGAGAGAUGGAAUUGUGAGCCAGAUCAAGAUGAUGAAGGUUGUGAUGGGAGAAAAAGAUGUUUCAGCCCCUGGGGCUAGUAGAGGGGAGACUCCAAGACUUAAGACACUUGAUCAAACCCUAAGGCAACAAAGGGCUUUUCAACAAAUGACCAUGAUGGAUAGCCAUCCUUGGAGGCCUCAACGCGGUUUGCCUGAGCGUUCGGUUUCCGUUCUUCGCGCUUGGCUAUUCGAACACUUUCUCCAUCCGUACCCUAAUGACGUCGAUAAACACAUUCUUGCACGACAAACCGGUCUCUCCAGAAGCCAGGUAUCAAAUUGGUUUAUUAAUGCAAGGGUGAGGCUGUGGAAGCCCAUGGUGGAGGAGAUGUACAUGGAAGAAAUAAAAACAAAUCAAGAUCAAACCAUGGAAGGAACCUCAGAUGGAUUAAACCCGAACCCAGAACCGGACCAGAAACCGACUGCGGAAGAGCUUGUUCGGAUAGAUUCCGAGUGUCUUUCUUCCAUCAUCAACCACCCUGAAAAAAUGGACCAACGUCUCACUAAAACACAAGAUCAUGACUUUAACCAAGGUUUUCCUAGGGUUACAAACUCAUUUGGGGCUGUGGAACUGGACUUUUCAACCUACAACAAUCCUCAUAACUUUGGUGGUGGUGGUGGUGGAGGGGUGUCUUUGACCUUAGGAUUACAACAACAUGGCGGCGACCGUAGUGGUGGAAGUGGUGGUGGUGGAGUGAGCUUAGCGUUCUCUCCUACUCAAAAUUCCCUAUUUUACCCUCGGGACCAUAUGGAAGAUUGUCAAACAUCAGUCCAGUAUUCUUCUCUCUUGGAAGGUGAUCAAGAACAAAAUCUGCCUUACAGAAACCUUAUGGGUGCACAACUCCUUCAUGACUUGGCUGGUUGAAAACAAUUAUAUUUAACAAAAUAUGAUCUAGUAACAUAUAUUAUAUAUAUUUAAAUCAUUAAAACAAAAUACAUGGAGUAUGAUUUUGAAUUUGUAGGCUUCUUCUAGCUCAAGGGUAUACUUCAUUGGCUUUAGAUUUACAUUCAAGUUUAGAACUUGAAGGAUAGUGUAGUUUUCGAAUUGUUUCUUGUUUCGAUUCGAUGGACAUUUUAUUUUAGUCGUUUUUAUGGGUAUUAUGAACAUCUAAAUGCUCCCCUUGUUAGUAUUAUGAA